Xyrichtys novacula (pearly razorfish) is the source of this 354-nucleotide messenger RNA. NCBI's taxonomy places the organism in Eukaryota, Metazoa, Chordata, Actinopteri, Labriformes, Labridae. The record is from the annotation of a GenBank genome assembly.
AUGCAAAAACAACUACCCUUUUCAUGCGAAAAGGUUGAAACGAUUGAGAAGCCAGAUUCACAUAAACAAAGAACACAGAACUCGCAGAUCUCUUCUUCUUUGUAUCCACAGUUGGCGGCUCUGAAGCUGGAUCCAGACCUUGACGGCAACCCACCUUACCAUCCUUCAGCACCACCACUGUACAACUCUGCAACACCCAGCGAGAGCAGGCCGCAACCACAAGCAAGCUCAGAAACAGCCCGUCCUGAAAUGCCUGGUCCAUCACAAGACUCUACAACCAAACCCCCCUCUCCAAUUGCACACAGACUACGUCAAUCCAAUAAAGAAGACAGCCUUCAACAUGCCUAUGGUUGA